Messenger RNA from Helobdella robusta, 1431 nucleotides. RefSeq lists its product as hypothetical. Gene Ontology annotation, biological process: cytoskeleton organization; cell morphogenesis; regulation of adenylate cyclase activity. The transcript has 12 exons. Gene Ontology annotation, cellular component: cytoplasm. The record is from RefSeq and is a predicted model, not a curated record. The coding region runs from base 1 to 1431 and encodes 476 amino acids. NCBI's taxonomy places the organism in Eukaryota, Metazoa, Annelida, Clitellata, Rhynchobdellida, Glossiphoniidae. Gene Ontology annotation, molecular function: actin binding; adenylate cyclase binding.
AUGGAAUCCUUAGUGACGCGCUUGGAAGCUGUUACCUCUAGAUUGGAAAACAUAGCAUCAGGGGGAGGUACAGCAAUGAAGGCAGGAGAUUCAGCUCCAUUCGUUCAAGCAUAUGAUGCAGUGGUCAACAGUUACCUAGAAAAGUUUCUUGAGUUGAGCAAGAAGUUAGAUGGGGAUGUUAGCACCCAGGCCAAUUUGGUGAAAGAUGCAUUGUCAGCACAACAUGACUUUUUGGUGCUUGCAUCUCAUUGCAAAGAACCAGCACAAGCUGAACUUCCUGGUUUAUUGAAAAAGUUGUCAGAUAACAUUUCUGCCAUUCAGGAUUUGAAAGAGAAGCAUAGGACCAGUCAGUUCUUCAACCACCUAUCUACCGUUGCUGAUUCUAUUCCUGCCCUGGGUUGGGUUUCUGUGUCUCCGGCACCAGCACCAUACGUUAAGGAGAUGAUUGACUCUGGCCUCUUCUAUUCAAACAGGCUUCUCAAGGAUUACAGGAAUAAAGAUGAUAAUCAUGUUGAAUGGGUGAAGGCCUGGAUGGGACUGCUCUGUGAUUUGCAAGUAUAUGUCAGAAAGCAUCACACAACUGGUCUCACUUGGAACAAGCAGGGUGUGGAUGUAUCUUCCUACAAGGGUGCCUCAUCUCAACCAUCACCUGCUGGCGGUCCUCCACCCCCUCCUGGUCCCCCACCUCCUCCUGCACCUAUCGCUCCUUCAUCCACAUCAUCAAAUGAUGGAGAUGAUGACAACAGGGCUCAAUUGUUUUCUGAGCUGAACAAAGGAGAGGACAUUACAAAAUCCCUGAAAAAAGUGUCCGAUGACAUGAAGACCCACAAGAAUCCUGCCCUUCGUUUGGGUGCUCCACAGCCAUUUAAAGCAAGUGCAAAGCCAACACCAGCUGCAAAACCAGGAGCCAAUCAGAAACCUAGCCAUCAUGCACCUGCUGCAUCUGCCAAGAAACCUCCAAAGUUGGAACUUGAGGGCAAGAAGUGGAUUGUGGAGCACUAUGUGAACAACAACAACAUCAUAAUAGCUGAGACUGAAAUGAAGCAGACGGUCUACAUAUUCAAAUGUGAGAACUCAACGAUCACCAUCAAAGGCAAGGUCAAUGCCAUCACCAUGGAUAACUGCAAGAAAUGUGGACUAGUUUUUGACGAAUCCAUCUCUUCAUUGGACUUUGUCAACUGUCAGAGUGUCAAGGCUCAGGUGUUGUGUAAAGUGCCAACAAUAAAUGUUGACAAGACGGAUGGCUGCAUGAUUUUCUUGAGCAAGGAUUCAUUGGAUUCACAAAUUGUUUCUGCAAAGUCUUCAGAGAUGAAUGUUCUUGUGCCUGAUCCUCAGAAUGAAUUCAGAGAAUUUCCAAUUCCUGAGCAGUUCAGGACAUACUGGAAUGGUUCUAAGCUUGUGACUGAGAUCACUGACGUCAAGGUGGGCUGA